CGCGGGGAGCGUCGCGUCACAUCGCGCAGCGUUCCGUCACGUCGCGUCAGGGGGCGCGGGGCGGGAGGUCGGGCCCGGCGGCUGCUGGCGUUGGCGGCCAUGGAGCUGGGUGCGGUGCUGGAGGCCGUGGACGGGUGUAGUGCUGCUGCUGGUGGUGUUGGUGUUGGUGUUGGUAUCGCCGCCGCCGAGGCCGCGGAGCGGGCCCUGCUGCGGUACAACGAGGAGAAUCGAGCCAUUUUCAGAUUUGAUCCAGCAGAUGAGGAUAAAAGAAAGAAACUGUGUGAGGGAAUUCUGAACAUCCUGGAAAAAGACACAAAAACCUCAUGUCAAACUGCCUGUCUGGAAGCGCUGCGGAUUCUGUCCCGGGACAAGAAGGUUCUAGUGCCUGUAACCACGAAGAGGAACAUGCAGAUCCUCAUGAGACUAGCAAAGCUGGAUACUGUGGAAGAUCCUUUGGAGAGAGUGUCUGAAUUUCCUGUUAUAGUAGAAGCUUUAAAAUGCCUCUGUAACAUAAUUUUUAAUAGUGCUGUUGCACAGAAGCUCAGUUUGGAACUGAAUCUUGCAGCCAUGCUCUGCAAUCUUCUGAAAAAAUGCAAGGACCAACAGCUGGCUGGUGACAUUAAAUGCUUUGAUUUGCGUCUUCUCUUCCUCUUGUCGCUUCUGCACACAGAUAUUCGGUCGCAGUUGCGGCAGGAACUACAAGGAGUGCAAGUUUUGACUCAGGCUUUGGAAAGUUCCCUGAAUGUAAGAUGGACAGGAGAAUAUAAAACAGUGGAAGACCGCAACAGGCCGCCUUUAUCUUUGCAAGAGACAAAUUGUGCCGUUGAGGCACUGAAGGCUCUUUUUAAUGUAACGCUUGACAGCUGGAAUGUCCACAGCAAGAACGAAUCUCAUCAAUUUCGUUACAUGGCUGCCAUCCUUCGGUACUGCUUAUUAACCACGGGCCCCACUGAAGACAAAACUGAAGAGUUGCACAGCAAUGCAAUCAACCUCUUAAGCAAUAUUCCCGUUUCUUGCUUGGAUGUCCUUAUUAGUCCAUCAUCCCAAGAGGAAACAGAUAUAAAAUACAAUGGUAUGAAUAUGGGAGCAAUCCAGAUUUUAUUGGAUUUCAUGGAGAAGAGAAUUGACAAGGGAAGCAGCUACAGAGAAGGUUUGACUCCUGUUCUCAGUUUAUUAACGGAAUGCUGCCGAACUCAUAGGAAUAUCAGGAAAUUUAUCAAAGCUCAGGUUCUGCCUCCGCUACGAGAUGUAUCGAGUCGUCCAGAAGUUGGCACAACAGUGAGAAACAAGCUUGUGCGCCUUAUGACACAUGUUGACCUUGGAGUAAAGCAAAUUGCAGCAGAAUUUCUUUUUGUUCUUUGUAAAGAGAGAGUUGACAGCUUGUUAAAAUAUACUGGCUACGGUAAUGCGGCAGGAUUGUUGGCAGCAAGAGGCCUGUUAGCAGGGGGAAGAGGAGAUCAUUGGUACUCGGAUGAUGAAGAUACAGAUACCGAAGAAUACAAAUCUGCAAAGCCCAACAUUAACCUGAUCACUGGUCACUUAGAAGAACCCAUGCCUAAUCCAAUGGAUGAAAUGACAGAAGAACAAAAAGAAUAUGAAGCUAUGAAGCUUGUCAACAUGUUUGAUAAACUUUCCAGGUUGCUGGUGCUAAGGCCUGUUCACGAGGCAACUGACACUCAAGAAGGAGAUGAGCUUAUAAAGCCAAUGGGAGUGCGGCCGGAUGGUACAAUGGCUCCUUUGGAAGAAGCAGUCAGUCAGUACCAUACCAAUAAGCAAGACAGUUCAGAUUCAGACUAAAGCAUCACCUGCUUCGCUCUCAAUUCUCUAGUCCGCAUUUUCCUUAGAGCCGCGGCAUCUUUUUAUCAGAGCGUUUUACCCUCACGUCAGCCAGCGCCACUUUAACCUUUCACUUACUGGGAUAUUUAAAUGAUGGAUCCUGUGUUGUAAUGUCUGCGUUUUUAUCAUGUCUGUUCAAAGAACGUGUGUUCGUUUGAUCUUUAUUAAUUUAAGACUAAAUGCAUUUCAAAGGGAUAGAAAAGUGAAAUCCUACAACAACAAAUAAAAAGUGAACGUUUUGAUUUUUUCCAGAAUCCUGUUUUCCAAAGUCUGUAGAUUUUCCUGUUCUUUAUACAUUUUUGUAUUGUCUUCCUGAUCUCUCUUUGCCUUUGUAUAAUUCUAAUUAAAGAAGCAAAUUUGCUUCAUGGCAUUAGGAGCAUCAGAAGGAAAAUUUAGAAGUUGAACCGACCUUGUAGCGCUGCUUUAGCUGGCAUUCAGCAGUGACUUCAGAGCUUCCCCUUUUACAUGUUGUGGGAUUUCUUACCACUACACACGUCUGUGGUUAAGCUGCUGCUUAAGAUUUUACCCAUGUGUCAGUCACUGACUGCUGCUAAAACUGCCUUUAAAUUGGGAACAAGAUGAUGUAUGUUGUCUGUCCUCCCCCCUCCACGCUAAGACCACACAAGUAUUACCACCGCACCACCCCCCAGCUCUGGUUAAAUAAAAACAUCCCUAUUCAAAACAGCAUUCAAGUAUAUACACUUAAAUGUUGCUGUGAAUAGGAGCGAAGAGAAGUGCAAGUGUGAGUGUUUUAUGCAAUUGGGGCCUAAUGGGAGCGCUUCACUUGAAGGGAAGUCAAGCUACUAACAAAGAAAUAGCUCCCUUUUUAGGGGAGGAUUAGGAAGUGUAAUUUUCAACUCUGUACUCUUCAAAGAUAAAAGAUUAAAGUUGUAAUUGUGCCGCA
Messenger RNA from Coturnix japonica (Japanese quail), 2740 nucleotides. It is a transcript of the gene RIC8B, whose product is annotated as RIC8 guanine nucleotide exchange factor B. Gene Ontology annotation, molecular function: G-protein alpha-subunit binding; guanyl-nucleotide exchange factor activity. Gene Ontology annotation, cellular component: cytoplasm; plasma membrane. Gene Ontology annotation, biological process: G protein-coupled receptor signaling pathway. The record is from RefSeq and is a predicted model, not a curated record. NCBI's taxonomy places the organism in Eukaryota, Metazoa, Chordata, Aves, Galliformes, Phasianidae.